CGCGGCAACAGUAUAAGGGUGCUGGUUGGUUUUGUUCUUUUUCUCCUCAUAGUUUCAACGCUGCUUGGGAACAUGCUUGUGUGCGCAGCAGUCAUAAAAUUCAGACACCUUCGCUCCAAAGUGACCAACUUUUUUGUCAUUUCUCUGGCCGUGUCGGACUUAUUUGUAGCAGUUCUGGUCAUGCCCUGGGAGGCAAUCUCGGCGGUCGCUGGUUCUUGGCUGUUUGGACGUUUCUGCGGCAUUUGGAUAGCGUUUGACAUAAUGUGCUCCACUGCCUCUAUCCUUAAUCUGUGCAUCAUAAGUCUGGAUAGAUACUGGGCUAUAGCCAGUCCGUUCAGAUAUGAACGCAAAAUGACACAUAGAAUGGCAUUCAUGAUGAUUGGGUUGGCAUGGACCCUAUCCAUCCUUAUCUCUUUCAUACCUGUUCAGCUCAAUUGGCACAUGGCUGAGGAGGACGCAGAAGACGCACUCAACAUCACUCAGACAGAUAACUGCAAGGCCAACCUAAACAGAACAUAUGCGAUCUCAUCUUCACUGAUAAGCUUUUAUAUCCCAGUGAUCAUCAUGAUUGCCACCUACACCAGGAUUUUUCGUAUUGCGCAAACACAGAUUAGACGAAUAUCGUCCUUGGAGAGGGCAGCCGAGCAAGCGCAGAACAACUUGCAUACCAACGACUGCUCCACUGAAAGCUCACUGAAAACAACUUUUAAGAAAGAGACCAAAGUUUUGAAAACUCUCUCCAUCAUUAUGGGUGUGUUUGUCUUUUGCUGGCUGCCAUUCUUUGUUCUGAACUGCAUGGUGCCAUUCUGCCAAUGCGUCAGCGACACAACUUUCACCAUAUUCGUGUGGUUCGGCUGGGCGAAUUCGUCCCUAAAUCCUGUCAUAUACGCAUUUAACGCAGAUUUCAGGAAAGCAUUCUCCUCUAUUCUGGGCUGCAACAAACUUUGCCCAAGCAACACGGUGGAGGCGGUGAACUUGAGUAAUGAACUUGUGUCUUAUCACCACGACACAACGCUUCAGAAAGACGCACCGCCACUGGUGAUACCACUUCCCCACGAAGUGCUCAGUUCCAGGGAUGACACUGGCCUGCCAUUUGACAAGGAGUCGGUGGCAUCUAACGUGUCCGGAAACCACAAACAUAUGCUGUUGCCCGCAAUUGGACACUUCGAGUGUGAAGGAGAGAUCUCCUUGGACACCAUCACGCCAUUCACCUCAACGGCACUCGAAUGUGAUGGGUUGCCAGGUCAAAUCAGCGAGUAG
Molecule: messenger RNA, 1260 nt
Organism: Engraulis encrasicolus (European anchovy)
Lineage: Eukaryota; Metazoa; Chordata; Actinopteri; Clupeiformes; Engraulidae
Product: D(1C) dopamine receptor-like
Exons: 1
Coding region: 73-1260 (395 amino acids)
Biological process (GO): adenylate cyclase-activating adrenergic receptor signaling pathway
Cellular component (GO): plasma membrane
Molecular function (GO): G protein-coupled receptor activity
Source: RefSeq, a predicted model, not a curated record